CCAUAUCAGUUGACUUGAAUAUAGCGCGCAGAUUUUUCUUUUUGUGAGAGACCCUCUGUUCGCCAUCCUCAACCACACGCAUCACUCUAGACUCCAGCCGUACAAUGCCUGCAUUUUCGAAGCUCUAUCUCUUCGCCUACAAUUCCCUCCAGGCCUUUGGAUGGGCAGUUUCUCUCUUUGCAAUUCUGAUUAACUUCUUUUCCACUCACUCACUCAAUGGAGCCUAUGCUUCUGCUGGAGACCUAAUCUGUUUGUUGCAAACUGCUUCUUUCUUGGAAGUGAUUCAUGGAGCAUUGGGCAUUGUCCCAAGUGGGGUGUUGUUCCCUUUUAUGCAGUGGGGAGGAAGAACCCAUUUCGUGUUGGCCAUUGUUCGUCAAAUCAUUGAGGUCCAGGAAUUACCAUCAAUUUUUAUAACUUUUGUUGCUUGGAGCAUGGCCGAGGUAAUUAGGUACUCACAUUAUGCUUUGAACUGCGUCGGAAGUUGCCCAUCUUUGAUAACAUACCUCAGGUAUACCGUGUUCAUUGUGCUGUAUCCUAUAGGACUUGCUCCUGGUGAAAUGUGGACCAUGUACCAAGCUCUUCCGUUUGUAAAGAAGAAGAAUCUCUAUGCAGAUUUCUUUGCUGCUUUCCCUUUCAGCUAUUAUGAUUUUCUCAGGGUUGUGCUUCUCUGCUAUCCUUUCCUCUGGUUAAAUCUUUAUCGGUAUUUGUUAAAGCAACGACGGUCAAAAUUGGGUAGGCAUCAAGAGACAAAGAAGAAGAAGUGAAUGUUAAAGUUCUUUCAUUGAGACGCCUGUCUGCCAGGCUGGUGCACAGUAAUGAAAGGUUGACAUGAAAUUCUGAUUAUGCAUGGAGUUGCUGUAUAUUGAAAAUGAGAGGGCUUUCAUUAUUUACGAGGUGAGCUAAUUCUAUUUUCACAUGCCUGCUAAGAAUUUGAUCUUCAAUAAAUAAAUAAAUUUUGCUUUAAUCAUACAGGUGCUACAUAAUAUAAAAGUAAUUAUUUAAAACAGGACCUAUACUAUAUGGUGUCCAUUAAUUUGUAUCAUGGCUUGCCAUCUUGAAUCUUGCAUGUAUGUUUUUGUGCAAUGUACUCUACCUAG
Populus euphratica (Euphrates poplar) is the source of this 1097-nucleotide messenger RNA. RefSeq names its product Protein-tyrosine phosphatase-like, PTPLA. The transcript is spliced from 10 exons. Gene Ontology annotation, biological process: sphingolipid biosynthetic process; fatty acid elongation; very long-chain fatty acid biosynthetic process. Gene Ontology annotation, molecular function: 3-hydroxyacyl-CoA dehydratase activity. Gene Ontology annotation, cellular component: endoplasmic reticulum membrane. Lineage: Eukaryota; Viridiplantae; Streptophyta; Magnoliopsida; Malpighiales; Salicaceae. Bases 105 to 764 code for a protein of 219 amino acids. The record is from RefSeq and is a predicted model, not a curated record.